CAAAAAUUUAUAAUAUAAUCUUUGUUCUUAAAUAACAAAUUAAGUAUGGGGAGACCAAUAUUGGAAUAUUUGGAUGGAAAUCGAGUUUAUGUAUGCAAGAAAUGUCGAAUACACCUAACGAAUUAUGAAAAUAGAAUAUCUAAAGUAUUAUUUAAGUUUAAACUUAAGAAUUUCAAAGGAGGGACAGGAUAAGCAUAUUUAUUUGAUAAAGGGUAUUAUUUAGUAUUGAAUUAGAAUAAACUACCAUGUAGGAUUGCCUUAAGAUAAAGAUCUGUUAACAGGUAAACACACAGUUUAAGACUUGAUGUGUAAUGGUUGUGAUUAUAUAAUUGGUUGGAAAUAUGUAAUUCAAAAGUUAUAUAAUCAAGAUAAAAGCAUUUAGAGAAUCUGAGAAAUAUAAGGAAGGCAAAAUAAUUAUCGAGAAAUAUUUUGUCGAAAAAAUUAAAUGGAACUGAUU
This is a messenger RNA of Paramecium sonneborni, 457 nucleotides long. The record is from the annotation of a GenBank genome assembly. NCBI's taxonomy places the organism in Eukaryota, Ciliophora, Oligohymenophorea, Peniculida, Parameciidae.